This is a messenger RNA of Paramecium pentaurelia, 3651 nucleotides long. The record is from the annotation of a GenBank genome assembly. Lineage: Eukaryota; Ciliophora; Oligohymenophorea; Peniculida; Parameciidae.
AUGUAAAAAAAAGAAUAGAACAAAAUUAUACUAUUAUAAAAAAAUCACUUUUUACAUGGAAGAGAAGAAAUUCUAACAGAUAUAAUCAUUAAAUAUGCAAAUUAAUAAUUUAGUUUCAAAGCAUAUAAUUAGAAAAUCCAUUUUUCAUAUGAAGAAUUUCUAUAAACAAUCAAAAUUCUUUCAUAAACUAAUUCCAAAAUAUUUGGUUGUUAUAAUGAGAUUUAACAAAGUAAGACAGAUGAAGAAGAAAUAUAAAAUAUUUAAUCAGCUUUACAAUAUUAUUAAGACAUUUUCAUAUAUAAAGAUAAUCAAAUUUUGUUAAUUGAUGAAUAUCAAAAAUAUUAGAGAUUGGAGUUAAAAAGUAAGAUAUUAAAAGAAAAAUAAAAGAUGUUGCCUAUUUCUAAUUUUUAUAAAAAGAAAAACAUCUAAUUAGCUAAAUUCCAACCGUUAACUAUAAUAAAAUUAGAAUAAGAUUAUUGUAUAUUAUACUAAACAUGCAAUUAAUAUUAUCUCAAAUUCCAGUAAUCUAAAAGAAUUACUAAUAAACUUAAAAUAUUACCUAUAGUAUAAUAAAAAUUUGGGAAGAUUAAUAAGGAUAAUUUUUAUGAUAUAUUCUCAAUUCAAAAUGAACAACUUGACUAUUCUGAUUAUAUUUAUAAUCUUCUCUAAAAUGUUAGAGAACUUAAAAUAGAUAAUAAAUUUCUAUCUGCUGUAAUUCGAAUUUAAAGAUUUGUGCUUAAAAGAUAAUUCAAAUUUAAGUUGUCUAUAAUUUAUAAGAAAUAAAAGCAUUAAAUUUUAUGGAGAAAAUCUUUAAUUUGGGAAGGCAGUGCUUUUUUUCUUCUUAUAACAUUGAAUCGAGAUAUUCAUAAUAAUUAAACAAUAUCUAUUGAAGGAAAAUAAUUGGAUCAUUCUUUAGGAAGAGAUGUUUAUGGAUUUUAACAAAAAUUAUUUUUACAAUAUGAUAUGAGAGAUAUAUUAAUUACAUCCAAUAAAAUGUUAUAAUAAGUUGAAAUUGUACAUGAUGGAUCAAAUUUGAGACUUAAAUCAGAAUAAUUUGAUUAAAUAUAUGGUAAAAUAUUCUAAUAUGAAAAUUUUGAUAUAGAGCAAACAUUGAAUUUAAGAAUUCAAUAGUCAAAUUCAUAUAGAAAUUAAUAUAUUUAAAAUGGGUUUCUUAAUCAUUUACCAAUUAAUAAUUCAGAAUAAAAUAAACUUGAUUCAAAAAAAAUUAAAAUCCUAUUUAAAGUUUUUUAUUUUUAUUAUAGGAAACAUAAACUAUUAAAUAUUAUCAAAUAUACCUCAAAAGAUAUUAGAUCAUUUCCUAUUUAUUUUUUAACUGAAUCAGAAAUGGCAAACUUAACUAAUAAUAAAGAAUAAGAUACAAUUAUGUAAUAACAUUCAGAAAUAGAAAUACAUGAAAUAAAAUAUAAAAGUCUCGAAUAUCAAACAAAUCUUAAAGAAUUAGAUUUUAUUCAUUCAAUAAUAUUUGAAUAAGAUAACAUCCAAAAUUACUAAUAUAAAGUAAGUAUUUAUAAUUCUAAAGAAUUCUUCAAAGAAUUGAUAUUGUAAAUUUAAAAUAUAAAUUUAUUCCAUAAAUUUGUUAUUUUAAGCAUUACAAAUAUGAAGUUUAACAAAAAGUUGAUAGAAAUUGUUAAUUAAAUAGAUUCUACUUUAGUUUUAAAUUCAUUUCAUUUUAAUAAUGAUAUUUUGUAGGAAAUAGUAAAAAAUCUUAUGAUUUUCAAAAUUCAAAGAAGAGUUAGAUUCUUCUAAUUUAUUUAGCAUUAUCAUAUGAGAAAUUCAAAUUUUCUAUUAAGAAUCUCAUAUAUAUUUUCUUAAAAUCAAUAUUACAAAAUAAUCUUCAGAUAUAAAAAUAAUAAAAUUAGAAUAAUUUUUAAUUAAUAAUUAGCUUUGUUAGAUUUAGUUAAGUUAGCAAACUUUUAUUCCUUAACUAAAUCACAAUAAUCAUUCUAUUAGAUACCAAGCUUUUCAUAAUUCUUAAACAUUUAAAACUCAACUAAUUAAAAUGAUUAUAGAUUUAAAUUAAGUAAAUUAAUCAAUUUUCUCGAAAGCAUUAUUAAGAUCAGACAUAAUUCCUUAUAUUUUUCUUUAAAAUUGCCAAUAUCUCAGAAUAAAUAAAAAUGUCUUAAAUCAAAAUCUUAUACACCAAACUAAGUUUUAAAUCAAAAAAUAAUAAUCAUUUAAAGAUUCUAUAGAUUAAUAUUAACUUAAUCUUUUUUUAAAUUACUUUUAAAAGCACAAUCAAAAAAGUAAAAUAAGUUGAGACAUUAAUGUAUAAGAAAAAUUAGAGGAAAAUAUUAUAAUAUUUUUUGUUAUGAAAUAUCUUCAAAUGAACUUUUAACUAAAGUAAUUCAAUAUAAAGAUAUGAGUAAUAAUUUCUAAAAGAGUUUCAAAUUUAAAGAAUCUGAUUUUAUAAAUUUUCAACAAAUGAACAAAUAUUAAUUCUUUGCCAAUUGCAUAGAUUUGGUUAAUGGUGAGAUUCAAUACAUUUUAGAGAAUUAUUAAGUGUAAAAAUCUAAUGAAGAUAUUUAGAAUGAUUGUGAAUAUUAAACCUUAUAAGAUUAAUCAUAUCAUAGAUAGAUUCGAUCAAGAUUAAUAAAUACUAAAAGAGAAAGAAAUGUAUUAUAUAAUGUUGUUUAUUCAAAUCGAAAGAUAAUUAAUUCUUCUUGUGAUUCAUUUUUAAUAAAUAUCAACUUAAAAUAAAUGAGAAAUGUGUAUCAUUCUGAAGAUAAACAUACCUUAAUUAAAAAUGUAGCAGAAACAAGUCUAGAUAAUAUUAAAUAUGAAAAUAACAAUCUAAAAGUAAAUAUAUCUAAGAUUAUACCUGAAAAACUGAAAUUCUCUUAAAAACCUAGAUUUUAAGCUUGUUAAAAAAUAUUAAAGUAAAAAGCCCAGGUAGAGGUCUUGUAUAAGACAACUUAAAGAUUUGAAAAUCAAAAGUAUUUAUUAUAAAUUUAAUUUGUAAUCGAGUAGGCCAGAUCAAUAAUACCAAUAGAGAAGGAUAACCAUUUUGGAUUAUUCUAAACAGAAUUUAAAAUUUUAGCCAUUAAUAUGAAAACAAAGUUAGAAAUAAAUUGGAAUAUAUCAUUUGAAAAUGCAAUAACUUUAACAUCUAAAACAUAAAAAGAAGAAAUAACAAAUGCUAUAAUUUCAAACCUUUCUUUAUUAAAUGAUAGAUUCUUAUUUGUGACAUCUAAAACAGAAUUUAAAGUUGAAAAUGUUAUAUUUAUUAACUUAAAGUGUAUUCAUGCAAUUUAAAAAGUUUGUAGAACAAGAAAGUUUAAUAAAAAUUAUUAAAUGUACAAGUAUAUUAAAAAGGUGAAAUCUCAAAUUAUACUUCAUACUACUUAUUAAGAUUAUAUCAUAAUAUUUUAAAUUUCAAGUUAAAUAAUAUAUAAUUAGUCUAUUAUGUUAUUUAUAUGGGAAUUGUAGAAUUUUAACAUGAAAAAAAUUGAAGUGUAAUUAAAAAAAGUAUGAUAUAAAUAACAAAUCUAGUAUUUACAUUUUUGGAACAUAAGUCCCUAAGCUUUUGCUAAAGCUCUUUUACAUUUAAUAGUAAUUACAAAUGAUAGAAUAUUUUUUAAAAAGUUUAAUGAAUUAGAAUUCUAGAAUAAAUUUGAAAGAUAUUUGAACUGA